Molecule: messenger RNA, 1336 nt
Organism: Fundulus heteroclitus (mummichog)
Lineage: Eukaryota; Metazoa; Chordata; Actinopteri; Cyprinodontiformes; Fundulidae
Exons: 8
Coding region: 172-948 (258 amino acids)
Cellular component (GO): nucleus
Source: RefSeq, a predicted model, not a curated record
CUCGGGGUGCGUGAAGAACGUAAAGAUGACGGUGACGUACGCCUUACGUCAACUUCUACCGACAAAAGAGGCUAGAGGAGGUUACCGUUUAACAAACUCUGGGUCAGUCUGGUAAAUCUGAGUCAACUUACUCCGAGUGGGGGAACCCGGGUAACCGGUACCAGAACAGCAAUGAGUUCUGUGGACUCGGGGUUUGUUCACCCGGAAGUGAGCGCUUGCACCAGCGUCCAGGAGGACGCCUUCAGGGAGGACGCUUUCAGGGAGCACGGCAACGCCUGCAAAAAGAGAGCGAGCUACUUCACGGCGCUGGAGCGGCGGGUCCUCCUGCAGGCUUACGAGGAGCACGGCGAUAUAUUUCGUGAGAAGAGCAACAAGGCCGCAGCGUCCAAAGCGAGGGAGGCUGCUUGGAAGAAAAUCGCUGCCCGAGUGAACGAGUGUAACUCCGGAGAAAAAAGGACUUGGAAGCAGCUGAAAAUGAAGUAUAAAAAUAUCAUGAAAGCCAACAGAAAACAGACAGGGACCCACAAAAUCAACGGGGAGCUCCUAAUCCCGCCCCUGACUGAGGCGGAGGGGCUGGCCAUCAGCCAAUGGUCCCCCGGGCCGGUUUCUGAAGGCCUCUCCGGAGACGCCUCACCUGAGCCGGGCACAGAUGCUGCUGUUCACAAGGUUGAGCCUCCAGCCGCUGCGACAGGGAAAAAGCCCGGCAUUAAGGAAGAGGCCCCCAGGAAGGAUGCAAAGAUUCAUACUGAUAGAAUGGCAGGCCACCGCCUGGAUUGGGUCCCUUCAGCCUCCACAGCGCAUCUUGACACAUUACCCGUAAAUGAGCUGUACCGGCACCAUCUCCUCAAGACUAUUGAGAAAACGGACAAAGAGAUCACGUACCUGGACCGCCAAAUCAAGAAAGCGGACCUGGAAAUUCUCCUGCUGGAGCGCCAGUUGAGGGAAUAAAGACAAGGAAAUGUGGUAAGACACUCUGGGAGAUCUGGGACGUCCACAGGGAGGCUCUCUAUCGUCAUAGAGAACUCGUGCCACAGUACGGUCACAUGAUAUGUUGGUAAUUAGCCUGAUCUUAACCGUGCAACUGGAACAAGGAUCCGAGGAGCUGGUCAUCUGAACCCGAGCUGUAGUCCUGCAGUGUUGAAGUCCGAGCUCCUGUCCAGGACAGAGGACUGUCCUCUGGUCCCCAGCUGUCGGUCGGGGAGUCCUCCUGUGACUUUAGUGAAUUCAAUAAAAAGCGUGGAGUAGUAGGAGCAGCUUAGGCUAUACAGGACUGUCUCAGAAAAUUAGAAUAUUGUGAUAAAGUUCUUUAUUUUCUGUAAUGCAAUUAAAAAACAUG